Messenger RNA from Phialemonium atrogriseum, 1062 nucleotides. Its product is annotated as kinetochore Sim4 complex subunit FTA2-domain-containing protein. The record is from RefSeq and is a predicted model, not a curated record. NCBI's taxonomy places the organism in Eukaryota, Fungi, Ascomycota, Sordariomycetes, Cephalothecales, Cephalothecaceae. The transcript has 2 exons. The coding region runs from base 1 to 1062 and encodes 353 amino acids.
AUGUUUCCCACGUAUGUAACACCGGACAAAUUGUUGCCAAUGCCAACAGUUGAGGGACCCAAACUCCAGCCCUUUGACUUUGGUGGGAAGGAAGACAUCGACUUCCUAGACCCUAUCAUGAUCGAUGAGGAGGGUGCCUUGACCUCGUUUGUGGUACAAGCCUCUAUUGGCGGGCGCGUAUAUGCGCUAAAACUGUUCAAGUUUCACCCUUUUUAUCAUUGGGGCCAAUGGCCCUACGGUAGACCAAUUCCAGAUGGGGAGGAGCUUUACGACCAUUGGGAAUUCUUCAUCAACGAAUGCCGUGCUUAUGGCCGCCUGAAAGAGGCUGGUCGCGAGGACCUGGCUGCCAAGUGCCACGGCUACUUCUUCCUCAAGGAAGAGGACGAGAAGGUUCUUGAGGACAAGUACGGCCUUGACCCAUCUGCCUGGGACAUUGACGACGCGCGCAAGGAUGCCUCCAGCAAGGAUGGCCAGUACCGACCCAUCCGCGUCCUUGUCAAGGACUUUGUCCCCGGCGACAUAGACUUCCACCCUCGGCAGAUACCCCGAAUGCUCCAAGACCUCAUCAGCAUCCAAAACCUCGGCCUUGUUGUCGGAGACAUGAAGAGAGACGCAUAUGUCAACGGAGUCCUUGUGGACUUCAGCCACUCCAUGACCACCCCGCACCCGGCUAUCACGCCUGGGAUGGCGCCGGGCAUAUGCGACCGUUUGGUGGCUGAGCAGGCCUUUCACAAUAGUCGUGGCGACUUCCAGGAGUUUGAUUGGAUAAUCGAUUAUUGGAACAAUAACGACGGCCUGAAGAGAGGCUUUAUCUGGCACCGUGCCCUUGCUAACUACCGGUAUGUAGGGAAGAUCAGGAGCAAGGAUCCAGCCAAGAAAAUACCGAGAGCUCACAAGCUGGACGGCCUGGUUAGCCGGUGUAACCCCAGAGUGUAUGAUUGGAAGGCGUCGGGGUCGGUUGGGGGGGUGCGAAAACCAAGACGCUGCACCCGAUGGGUAUUCUGGAGCGAGCAAUUCAGCGACCUGGUGGUAUCUCCGCCGCCGCCGCCGCCCAAUCCCUGA